UGCCUUGGUCUGAUGACGACACAUCCGCGCCGACCAAUCCCGUCCUUCGGAGCUGUGACCAAUAGCCGGAGCGACGCUUCCUUCGCAACCAGGAAGUGGGCGGGGCGGGGCACUUGACGUCACGUGAUCGCGCCCAGGAGCGGAGGAUAACUGCGGUUACUACAGUAGAGGUCACUCGCAUGGGACAUGGCCCAGGGAUUUGGAGUAAUGGCAGACGAUGGGGCCAUUGACUACUCUGUCCACGAGGCCUGGAAUGAAGCCACCAAUGUCUAUCUGAUCGUGAUCCUUGUCAGCUUCGGUCUUUUCAUGUAUGCCAGAAAGAAUAAAAGAAAGAUCAUGAGAAUUUUUACCGUGCCACCGACAGUGGAACCUGCGUCACAGCCCAAUUUCUACGAUGACAUGAAGAAGAUUCGCCUCCGCCAGCAGCUAGAGAUGUAUUACAUUACGCGGAAACACGACCAGCAUGGUCCCAGUGAGAGCGUGCAGCUUACCAUGGAGUGACACGCCAUCGUUUGCAGUGGUGAUUUACAGACUACAGAGACCGAUACGGAGUUCCACCUUAAUAUCAGACGACUGUUGUGUGUCCUGAACCUGUAUGGCAAGCUGGUGGUGUAUUGUAGAUAUGGAUCUUUCUGCUCACAAGAAGCAUGCUGGGAGUUGUAGUUUUGCAACGGCUACUGCUGCAGGGUUUCCUCCUAGUCAGUAGCCGUUCUAACCUCUAGACUUCUAUUGGGGGAGAUUUAUUAAAAUCUUGUGCCGAGGAAAAGUGUAGCAGUUGCACAUGACAUCCAAUCGCUUGUUUUUUUUUUAAAAAGGCCUCUGAAAAAAUAGCAAUCUAUCUGGGCAACUGCUCCAGUUUUCUUCUCCCCCAUUGUUUUUUUUUUUUUUUAACGUUUGGUCCUCCCUUUAAAGGGUACUUAGGUCUUUAUAAGUCAGCUGGUGCCAGAAAGUUAAACAGAUUUGUAAAUGACUUCUAUUAAAAAAAAAAUCUUUACCCUUCCAGUACUUUUUAGCAGCUGUAUGCUACAGAGGAAAUUCUUUUCUUUUUGAAUUUCUUUUUUUGUCUUGUCCACAGUGCUCUCUGCUGACACCUCUAUCCGUGUCAGGAACUGUUCAGAGCAGUAUAGGUUUGCAAUGGGGGAUUUUCUCCUGCUCUGGACCAUUCCUGAUACGGACAGAGGUGUCAGCAGAAAGCACUGUGGACAAGACA
Hyla sarda is the source of this 1210-nucleotide messenger RNA. RefSeq names its product small integral membrane protein 19 (gene SMIM19). The record is from RefSeq and is a predicted model, not a curated record. NCBI's taxonomy places the organism in Eukaryota, Metazoa, Chordata, Amphibia, Anura, Hylidae. Bases 187 to 501 code for a protein of 104 amino acids. The transcript has 4 exons.